GUUUCUAGCUUCAAAAUUAAGCUUCGCAAAAAUGCUUCGUCACGCAAAACUCUCUGCCCGUAUUCCAUUUCGGCACAUGUUUGUGCAGAAAAGAACAGCUAUGCUUCAGUCUGAGAAGCCCUGCGCUAUUUUGGCGGAUAAAAUAGUUCGAGGAGAACACAAGAGCGUAUUUUACACUCAUCCUUCGUACGUAAUGACACGCGAAAAAAUGUAUUAUACAAUUUGGGUAGACAUAGGCAUUUUUUCUCUCUCAUUUUAUGCGCUGAUGUCGUACUUCGCGCUUGCUUAUUUUUUCAAAGCAUAGCUUAGAGUAUAUAGGAUAUUUUCUAUUAUUAUUAUUAUACUUAUUAUCAUUACAUUAGGUCUGGUAUAUUUUGCGACUUUGUCUAAGCUCAGCAAAACGUUUUUUUGUGAAUGGGAAAAGUGAAUUCACUCAGUUGGAUUAUUUAGUAUUU
This is a messenger RNA of Phytomonas sp. EM1, 455 nucleotides long. NCBI's taxonomy places the organism in Eukaryota, Euglenozoa, Kinetoplastea, Trypanosomatida, Trypanosomatidae. The record is from the annotation of a GenBank genome assembly.